Messenger RNA from Candoia aspera, 2431 nucleotides. RefSeq names its product family with sequence similarity 124 member B (gene FAM124B). Lineage: Eukaryota; Metazoa; Chordata; Lepidosauria; Squamata; Candoiidae. The coding region runs from base 97 to 1590 and encodes 497 amino acids. Gene Ontology annotation, cellular component: nucleoplasm. The record is from RefSeq and is a predicted model, not a curated record. The transcript is spliced from 3 exons.
GACGCGCAAGAGAGGCGGGCCCGCAGAGCCGGGAGGGCACGCGAGGGCAGCUUCUCCCCUUACUUGUUGGCUGAGGCGUCGAGCGAGCCCUGAAAGAUGCCCCGAGAUGCUUUCUCCGGAGAGGCUGCCUGGAGUCAAGGGCCGGCUCUGCCAGGUGGGCGAGGCGCUGCUGGCGAAGGUCACUGUGCAAUGGAUGUGAGGGGAGAUUCCAUGAGGAUGACUGUGCACCUGCUUGCCAACACUGGACAUGCAUUACACUUGCAACAAGCUCUUGAUCAGCUUCAAGAAUGGAUCUGCCUGGACAUUCGCCUCUUCCUUGUCUCAGAAUGCCCUUCUCCAAUUAAGUAUUAUGAGACAUACCGCCAAAAGAGCUCCAGGUUUCCUAGUACAUCUGUUCUCCUUUUUUUGCAUGAGGACUUCGGAGAAGAGCGGUUUUUCCAGGUCCAUGACUUCUUCCAACAUCCACCUUGGCAGCCUUUCCAUUUUGAGUGUCCCAGCAGGAAGCUAUCUCCCCAUGUCCUUGAUCAUCAGGACUUUUAUGGACUGGAUGAGCAUAUGCCAGUAUGGGGCCUGAGGCAAGUUCACUAUGGCAUGGAAAUCCUGCGUGUCACUCUUUAUUGUAGCUUUGAUAAUUAUGAGGAUGCAGUAAGGCUUUAUGAGACAAUCCUGCAGAAAGAAGCAUCUGUCCAGAAAAGCAGCUUCUGUACCUUUCUACUGUACACAACACAGAGCCUUGUGGUUCAGCUCUGCUUGAAGCAGCUGCCUUUGGGGAUGAAUGUUGACCUGAAGCAAUCUUCAGUGUUACAGUUCAAAGUGUAUGAAAUUGGAGAGCUGGUCCCACUUUUGCCCAAUCCCUGUGUCCCAAUAAGCAAUACUAGGUGGCAAACUGAAGACUAUGAAGGAAAUAAGAUCCUGCUGCAGGUUCAGAGGAUAGGCUCAAAGCACAAUGGGAAUAAGUCUCUACCUCCUAAUUGGUGCAACAGCACUGAUGAAAAAGGGCCUCCCCAUUACCACUGUGAUCUAUGCUCCAGUGUACCUUCAAUGGCUCCCAGGAGAACUGAUGUUCAGCAGAAAAACCGGACGCUCAGAGCCAUGAAGAAUAAAAACAAAUCCACAAGGAGGAUGGUGCAAAUUCCAGCAAGUCUUUUCAGCUCUUCACAAAACAGCAUUAGUUCUUCCUCCAAUUUGUAUAAUCUAGCACAUUCUUCUUUGCAAGAUCUAGGCCCUUGCCCAAUGAACCUGGGCACUAAAUUGAGGCAUUCCAGUCACGAGCUCUGGCUAUGCCAGAACAAAGCAGAGGAGGAGGAGGAGGAGGAGACUAAUGUUGACACAGGCAAGAGAGUAGUACCUUUUAAAUGUGCUAACUCUCCCCUAAAUAGAUUUUCAAAGGACUUACAAAAAGGACUUCUUCAAUCCCAGGCACCGAACAAUUCAUUCAUGGAAGCAGGUUUGGGUUCCGAGGCCAGGAACUCUCUCUUGUCAUUGCAUAUUGCUGAAAUUAAUAAAACAUCAGGACUAAGUCAUUUUCAGGUGGGGAAAUCAGGAGCAAGUCAUAGGAAUGAGAAGGAUGAGGAAGAGUUCUUUAUAUGAUGUGAAACUUCCAUAUGGACUUUUAGUGCCUUAUUUUUUGGAAUAUCAGAAAGAACAAUUAUAUGCUAUGUUUUUGUGUAAAUAAUCCGACAGUCUAUACUACCUUUUAAUAUUAGUGCUACAAAGAGAGGUUUGUAAAAGUAGUUGUCAAGAGAGAAAAAUAUUUAUGCAUUAAAGUUAGAACUUGGAGAAAAGAAGAGGAAGAAGUCCGCAGUAGAAAUUUCAUGUACUGGAGGAUAUUGUGCAAUAGAUUGGAAGAAGCCAUUUAUUUCAAUGCACCAUGAACUUACUAUAAUUCACUAGAAAAUCUAGGAAAAAAACCCAAAUCUAGAAAAAUCUAGGAGAAAUCUGGAGGGCACCAGGUUGGGAUGAUGAAAAUAGUGCUUUGGUUAAUCUUGACUCAGCUGAGAAGCUAAUUAGAAUCUGACCUGAUUAGUUCUUGGGUAGGACCUCCAGGAAAUAUCCCAAAAGAAGGCAGUGGCAAAACAUUUCCAUACUGCCACCAAGAAAACACUUGGACAUGUUCACAAAAUCACCAAGGCUCAAGCUUAACUUUUACCAUACCAUAGAACUGAGUUUAAAAGUAUUGAAAACAAUAUAGCUAUUUUCAUUUUGCCAUCAUUGCUAUGCUAAACCUCUCUUCAUUUUCCCCAUGCUUCCUUUGCUAUAUCUUGAUGUCAGAAGUAUGAAAAUGCAACUGCAAGUCUUUGGAAGGUAUAUCUUCUGAUGUCUUUCCACUACUAAAUGCUAAAAAUGCAAUUUAUAAAGCAGAGGGAUACUCAUAAAUCUGGUCUCUGAAUAGCAGGCCAAAAGCUAUGCUUCUUAGAAUGGGCAGGGUUAA